Molecule: messenger RNA, 785 nt
Organism: Emiliania huxleyi CCMP1516
Lineage: Eukaryota; Haptophyta; Isochrysidales; Noelaerhabdaceae
Exons: 1
Coding region: 28-609 (193 amino acids)
Source: RefSeq, a predicted model, not a curated record
CAAAAUCUCGACCUGGACGACCUCGUGAUGGGCCUCUUUUUGCGACGGCCGUGCUUCGCGGAGGCCUGCGAGCGCGUGUACGGCAAGGGCACCCCCAUCAGCUCCUUCCGCACCAUGUUCUUCAACAAGCCGUGCGCUCCCUCGGCCGCCAGCUCGGGGGGCACCCACCUCCCGUGGCAUCAGGACCGGUGGCGGUUUCUCGACAUCGACCCGCUCCUCAACGCGUACCUCGCCCUCGACCCCGCCUCGCCCGAGUCGGGCUGCGUGCGUCUGCUGCCGCGCUCGCACACGCUCGGCAUCCUCAACCCUUCGCACCACUCGGCCUUCCUCACAGAGGGCCAGAUUGAGUGUUACUGCGGCGCAAAGGCCGAGGCGAGCGGCGCGAUCGUCGACCUCGUCCUGCAGCCUGGGGAGGUGGCGCUCAUCCACAACUGGGUGGUGCACUCGUCGGGCACAAAUCGCACCGCGCGAGCCCGCCGAGCGCUCUCCGUGAGCUACAUGGACGCGAGGACGAAGCUGAACGAAGCUGAGUUUGGACGCUUCACCGGCGGCGAACUCAAGUCCUCCGGAUACCCGGAGGGAGGCACGCAUUUCCCACAGAUCUUCUGAGAAAGCACGCAACCUAGAACUUGAGACUGCGCGUGUUCGUCUGCCUAUGCCGUAGGGCUCACGCGCCACGGUGCACACUCCACAGCAAAAAAAGCCUACUGUACCGUCCACCCCCUGUCGAGUGCCUGCUGUCCUGUACAGUCGAGUACGGAGUAGUAGAGGGUUCGGAUGAAAUA